CGCAAACAUUAGGAUAAUUCUUGGUCGCAAAAGGAUCUCUUAACGUUAACCCCUAGCUAUUUGUACGUCAUUUUCCGUCCCAGCAAUUAAUUGGUUCUACUUCAUUGUGGUCCUUCCCAACAACAACUAGUACUACAACAUCUACCACGCAGGAGGUAGAAUGCGACCACCCUCGAGCUCAGCAGGCAAAAUGCGGAUGCCACCCUCGAGCUCAGCAGGCAAAAUGCGGAUGCCACCUCCCACGACCUCAGCAGGCAAAAUGCGGAUGCGAUCUUCGUUGCUCCGACUUGUGGGCGUUGGUACCUCCUGCACCACUGGCGUCCUGGGUCUCGCACCACGCGGGCUCUUUUCGAGGAACAGCACUUUUUUCCAAAACAAUUGGUCGACAGCGGACAAGGAUUCCUCGCAUGGAGCAAGUGCUGGACAGACGGCGGACCUUUCCUCGAGUGUCGGAGGUGCUGUUGCGGAUCCGAAGUUUAUGCAUUUAUAUAAGUAGUCAUUCUUGUCCCUACUCAUGGUAAUAUUUGUUUGAGAGAAUAUAAGGAUCCUGGUCUUUUCCGGUUUCAGUCAUCAUAUUUAGCGCCUGGUGUUGUAGGUGUAUUGUCAAAGACGACCUCUCUAAUAAUCAUUAUUGGGAUUCUGGUUCUGGAGGACAAGCGGAAGAGCAACUACAGCUUUACGAUCAUGAGAACGACGAGUCUGCUUCUGGUAUUGCACCUAAUCAUGUAUGAACUAGAAGAACUUGGAUACCUCCCGUGGUUAAUCAUGAACUAGAACUUGGACACCUCCCGUUGAUGAAAUCGAACUUGAAUGCCUCCCGUUAAAAAUCAUGAACUAGAACUUCUUGAUAGACCCAGUUAAUGGAAUAGAACUUGGAUACCCGUUGAUCUUGAUGAAAUAGAACUUGAAUGCCCGUUCAUGAGCUGGAAGUUGGAUACCUCCCGUUAACCAUGAACUCGAACUUCUUGAUAGACCCAGGUAAUGAGCUUAUUUCUACUCCUGGUAUUAUAGCGGAGAAUCUGGUUCUAUAGCGGAAGAAAAGAUCCAUCUUCCUAUACCACACGAGCAUCUAUUGUGAUUCAAGAGCAUCUACUAAGUAAUUGAUUAUAUCUAGUACACUAGAAACAGUAGUUGUUCUUUUCGGAUAAUAUUACUAGACUUCAGCGCCCGAUAGCUCUCCCUCCACCAGAAUCCUCCACCUCCUUCGCGCAUUUCCUUCGCGAAGACGCGCCUCCCCCGCUCCUCUUCCGCCAGCUCGCGGCGCUUUCCUGGCGAAGUGGUCCGCGCCAGAGAAGUCGGAACAGAGGCGCCGCGGAAUUUAACAGAGGCGGCCGCUUCUGUCUCUGAGGUUUUUGAGAUGUCUCAAGGUGUGUCUGCUUUUGAAUUUAGUGCAGGGCUUUGGGCUGGGAGUCCGAGUCUUGAGCGCAAAGCUUCGCGCGUAAGUCUUUGAGGUGGAGACUGGGGCGAGAUUGAUGGAAGCCCUUGGCCUGCAGCUUGAAGCUCGCGACCGCUUGCACUGUGAAGCUUUGGGCUUCAGCAAAGCUCGAGGCGUAGAGCCUCGAGCUUGGCGCUUUGAUUUUGAAGCUCUGGGCUUGCAAGCUGAAGCUUUGGACCCGAACGAAGUGCCGGGCUUGGAGGGUUUUGCCUGAAGUCUUGGACCUGAGACUUUGGGUCUGAAUUCCUCAAAUUCAAAAACCUCCGACUUUAGCAAUUUUGUCUGGAAUUCAAUUUCUUGGAAUUGAAUUGCUCAAACCCAAAGGCUUUCGACUUUGGCGAGCUUUUCUGAGGUUCAAUCUCUUGGAUUUGAAUUCCCCAAGCCCAAAAAGUUUCGACUUUAAGUUAACAAGUCCCGCCGGGAUCCAAAUUCCCGCCAAUGAAUUUCUCAAGUGCAAAAGCUUCGACCUUAGCAAGCUGGUCCGAAAAUUCAAACUCUCUCCUAAGUCUCAAAUCCGAAAGUUUUUGCCUUUGUUUCCCAAGUUUUGCCGAAAUUCAAUCUCUUGGCUUUCAAUUUAUCAAACCCAAAAACCCUCGACCUCGCCAAGCUUUUCCGAGGCUCAGUCUGUUGGACUUGAUUCGCGAGCUUUGAGAAAUUAGCUCGUAAGUUCCUAAGUUUACAAAUUCACAAACUCACAAGCCCACAAAUUCACAAACCCACAAGCCCACAAAUUCACAAACUCACAAGCCCACAGCCUCACAACCUCACAGGUUUACUAAUUUACUAACCCAAGAAUUCAGAAGUUCGCAAUUAAUUCACAAACUCAGAAACCCCCAAGCCCAUAAAUUCAGAAACAAACUCAUAAAUUCAUAAAUUCGUAAAUUCAUAGAUUCCUAAGUUCGCAAAUUCAGAAGCUCCUAAGUUCGUAAGUUCAUAAUUAAGUUCGCAAGUUCAUAAGAAAGCUCUUAAGUUCAAAGGUGAAAGAGUGAGAGUUUGGGGUUUGGGGUUUCUUUGGAAGUGGGAGAGUGCGAGCAGUUUGGAAGGGUCGUUGUUUUUUUUUAAUGUAGCUCGUUAAUAUUGCUUACUUUUCUUCGGUGGAUUCGGAGCCCCCGUCUAGAAGUGAGCAGAUGAAGCUCUUUCGUUUAUAAUAAUGUCUGUGGUUCUUAAUCUUACAACUACAAAUAUAAUCUCAGAUGAUGUUGUUUUCUCGGCACGUGGGUUUUUGCAGCGAAACGACGACUCUCGAAGGCAGGAGAUCGAGUAUACUGGCGAAAGCGUGAAUCGUGACCAGUUGCCGUCGCUGUUAAGGCUCUUGUAAAAAGAACUAUUUUCUAUUUUGUUUAGUAUUAGUUCUUCUAUCUAGAAGUUUAGACCACUUUGCAAAGUCCUAGGUAGACCUUGAUGUCGCUUAUUAGUUCUUGUUGUAAAAGAUUUCAAUUUUCAGUUUUACAACAACUUCUUGAUAUAUAUUCAUCGUACACGUUGCGCGACUAGAAAUUAUAGAAUAAGCAAUUUACAACGUGUACGACCGUAAUUUACGUCUCCUUGUCCUUGAUGUAGUUUAAUAUUGUAUCUACUGUAUGAAGAUGAUGGGGAUGAUGAUCGUUGUCAUCAUCCUCAUCAUCGUGGCGACCGUCAGCGCCCUCAGGAUCACCAUCGUCCUCAUUACUGUGAACCCCAUCGCAUGGAUGUAUCCUCAUUUUUCUGAUGCAUCAUCUUUUCUGUUUUCUCUAAAUUGCAUCGAUGACCCGGCCACGAACACGAUGGAGGAGAAAGUCCUGAAAGAAACUUUCCUAGAGCUUGUUCCCCUACAAUGGAGUCAUUCCCCAGCGAAUCUCGAGGCUAACACGAACGCCCCCAAGCACUUCUUAGAGUGGCUCACGCAGUAUUGCAUGAAAAAGGCGGCGCAAAUGUACGACGAGAAGCACCCAUUGUCGGACCUGGUAGGCGGCGAAAUGGUCACCAGGGGCAUGGGA
Molecule: messenger RNA, 3411 nt
Organism: Amoebophrya sp. A25
Lineage: Eukaryota; Dinophyceae; Syndiniales; Amoebophryaceae
Source: the annotation of a GenBank genome assembly